AAUGACGUAGAGUUCCCCGGCUUUCAGUGAGGGAGGACGCAAUCUCAAAAUCCAGGCUAACCACACACUACGCUUUCAGUGGGAGUGAAUGAAGCAGCGCGGAGAUUGUUGCAGCCUGCGUUCCCAAGAUUCAGCAUCUUAUUCAGAUCCGUGGUCUUUCGUCCGUACAGCCAGCGAGGUGAAGGGACGGUCUGGAUCGCGUGCGCAGUUUCUGUUCGAUGCAGGAUGAAAAACUCCGGGAUAAGGGGAAAAGAACGCACUAUUCAAGCUCUGUCGCGUAGUGAGUAUUUCUCCGUUACUGCUUAUGCUGCUUCGGAAAUGCUUAAAACUGCUGCAUGAAUGGUCUGGCUUAACUGCGGGGAUAGCAGCCUUUCGCCAAGGUAUCCCCUGACAAAAGAACAUGUUUUCGGUGAAGUGCCACUCACGAUGUGUCCGGUGAUUGCCUUCGCACUGCAUUUUCCAUUUGGAUUUAAAGGAAGGUCAAUGAGGAGUACUGCGCGUUCGUCGGAUUUUUGACCCUUUUCUUUCAUUUUUCUUAUCUGCAUGCUUUCACUAAAAGUGACCGUUUCAAAGGUCCACCGACGUUGAUGCGCAAGCGUUCGGCGACACUGUAAAAAUGCUGAACAGCGUUUUGUUGCUUAGCGUUUUAACGGUGACCAGUUUCUCCUCGAAGACAGAAAGCCGCAAAACUUCCAAAGACAUCUGUAAGAAUCGCUGCUCUUGUGAGGAAAAGGAAAAUGUUUUGAAUAUCAACUGUGAGAACAAGGGAUUUACAGCAAUUCAUCUGUUUUACCCACCACAGAACAAAAUCUCUCAGCUCUUUCUCAAUGGUAACUUUCUUUCCAAACUCAACCCAAACGAUUUCAUAAAUUAUGGCAAUGUUACAUCCCUUCAUCUGGGGAACAACGGGUUACAAGAGAUUAAAACGGGAGCCUUUAUGGGACUGAAAAUUUUAAAGCGACUGCAUCUCAACAACAAUAACUUGGAAAUAAUUAAGGAAGAUACCUUCGCUGGUUUAGAAAGUUUGGAAUAUUUGCAAGCUGAUUACAAUUACAUUAGCGCCAUUGAGGCAGGUGCAUUCAGCAAACUGAAUAAACUGAAAGUACUAAUACUGAACGACAAUCUACUGCUUUCCCUUCCCAACAAUGUUUUCCGUUUUGUUUUGCUAACCCAUCUGGAUUUGAGAGGGAACCGAUUGAAAAUGCUGCCUUUUGCUGGGGUGUUGGAACACAUUGGAGGCAUUAUGGAAAUCCAGCUGGAGGAGAACCCUUGGAAUUGCACUUGCGACCUGAUCCCUUUGAAAUCCUGGCUGGAUACCAUCUCGGUCUUUGUAGGGGAUAUUGUGUGCGAAACACCAUUUAGAUUGCAUGGGAAAGACGUCACCCAAUUAAUAAGGCAAGAUCUUUGUCCCAGAAAAAAUGCGGGCGAGUCGAGCCAUCGAGCAGUACAACCCGCGUCGGAUUCGCAAUACCAAGGUUCCGCUCCAACGUUACACCCAGGCGUCACUCCAACGAGAGCACCGAAAGCGUCCCGCCCUCCUAAAAUCAGAAAUCGCCCCACACCCAGGGUAACAGCGUCCAAUAAAGACAAGCAUGUAUUUGGGCCAAUUAUGGUUUAUCAGACGAGGUCUCCCGUGCCGAUGACGUGCCCAAAUAUCUGUGUCUGCACCUCCCAGAACCCAGACAGUGGAUUAAACAUAAAUUGCCAAGAAAGGAAAUUACACAAUAUAACAGAACUUCAACCCAAACCUUCAUAUCCAAAGAAAAUGCAUUUGACAGGAAAUUAUUUACAAACGAUAUAUAGAACAGAUCUUACAGAGUAUAGUUCUCUUGAACUCCUCCAUUUAGGAAACAACAGAAUAGCAGUUAUUCAGGAUGGGGCCUUUGAAAAUUUAACGAAUUUGCGCAGACUUUACCUUAAUGGCAAUUAUAUUGAAAGUCUGUCUCAUUCGUUAUUUGCGGGACUGCAGAGCCUCCAAUAUUUAUACUUGGAGUACAAUGUUAUUAAAGAAAUAUUCCCUCAAACGUUUAAUUCCUUGCAAAAUCUGCAGCUACUGUUCCUUAACAACAAUUUAUUAAGAUCUCUCCCCGACAACGUUUUUGGGGGUACGAUGCUCACGAGACUUAACCUUAGAAACAACCACUUCUCUUACUUGCCAGUACGCGGAGUUCUGGAUCAGCUUUCUGCUUUCAUUCAAAUUGAUCUCCAAGAAAACCCGUGGGAUUGCACCUGUGACAUUGUAGCGCUGAAAAACUGGAUGGAGCUGUCCAGCACCAGUGUUGUCGUUAAUGAAAUCACGUGUGACUCUCCUUCCAAACACGCUGGACGGCUCUUGAGGUCUAUAAGAAACGAUGCCAUUUGCACGGAAACUAAUGAGGUCACUGUAACCACGACGCCCACAGUGAGCACGACCGCUGAUACAACAACCUCUUUCUCUCCAACCGCUCCCACGGAAACGGUGCCCGAAAUUCACGCGGAAGUACCGCUGUCUGUUCUGAUUUUGGGUCUGUUGGUUGUGUUCAUUCUUUCCGUCUGUUUUGGUGCAGGUCUGUUCGUAUUCGUCCUUAAACGACGAAAGGGUGUUGAAACUGUCCCUUCAAAUGCCAAUAACAUGGACUUGAAUUCUUUCCAGGUUCAGUAUGGGUCCUAUAGCACAGAACCGAGCACAGACAAAGCCGAGGGCCAUGUGUAUAACUACAUCCCUCCGCCCGUGGGUCAGAUGUGUCAAAACCCCAUUUACAUGCAGAAAGAAAGUGAUCAAGUAACCUACUAUAGAAACCUGAAGGAACUGAGUUUCAGUACUCUGGACCCCAAAAAGGACGACCACUCCCGUAGUCCCGCGUAUACAAUAAGCACAGUGGAGUUCAUCGACAAACAGCCGUGUGGAAAUCGUGAGCCUGAGCUGCUGUAUCAGAACAUUGCAGAGAGAGUUAAGGAGCUUCCGACAGUAGGAACGCUGAACUACAAUUUCUGCACCUUGCCCAAAAGACAUUUCGUUCCGCCAUACGAGUCAACCAGGCGCCUCAACCAAGACAGGUUAACUAAAACUGUUCUGUAUGGGACCCCACGAAAAUAUUAUGCCGAACAAUCAAAAAACGAGCACCCAUUGCUCCCUGGAAAAUUAAAGACAGAACCAGACUACCUCGAAGUUCUGGAGAAACAAACUGCUAUGAGUCAGUUGUAAAAUAUGUCAUUACAUUUUCAUGAAAUUACUUAAACACGUAUCUCUAUGUAACCUACAAAUUACAAGAAAGAAGUAAACAACGCAACUUAGGUAUUAUUAUUAUUAUUUUGGAGACUGUAUAAAUCAGUAAACGUAUACGCGGUAAAGGUGGUAUACUAUUAUUUUUUCUGUUUUAAAUUAUUUUACUACUUGAAGCGUUCACGAUGUAGCAAAUUGUCAAGAAAAAAUGUAUAAUAGAGCUUUAUGUUUUUAUUUUAUCCCGGCGAAAAGGCACAUCGUUUCUGAUGUCCAACAGAACUGUAUCAUUUGAAAUAAGCAUUCCUGUACAUAGCAUUUGAUGGUGAGUGAGACACAUUUACUGAUUACAUCCACUUGGCGUCCCAUUUAUUCCAGAAGUGCCUUUGCACUCGAAAUAUUUUAUCGUUGCUAUCUGCUAUAAAUUAAAAUUUUAUAUGUGCUGUAUUUUAAGAUUACCUAUGUAAAAUAGAAUUAUAUGUUCAUUGCAUUAAAUGAGAUUGAUAAAUGUACGCUUUA
Messenger RNA from Anguilla rostrata (American eel), 3718 nucleotides. It is a transcript of the gene slitrk2, whose product is annotated as SLIT and NTRK-like family, member 2. The transcript has a single exon. Gene Ontology annotation, biological process: axonogenesis; regulation of presynapse assembly; positive regulation of synapse assembly. Bases 617 to 3184 code for a protein of 855 amino acids. Gene Ontology annotation, molecular function: protein binding. The record is from RefSeq and is a predicted model, not a curated record. Gene Ontology annotation, cellular component: glutamatergic synapse; membrane. NCBI's taxonomy places the organism in Eukaryota, Metazoa, Chordata, Actinopteri, Anguilliformes, Anguillidae.